AGCCACCUGUUCGAUCAUUUAGCUCAAUGGAAAUGAGGUUUAGUCGUAUGUUGUCACAAUGAAACUCAAGCGUUGCUAAGGACGCAUUCGUUGCUAUCGAUACCAUACAGUGAGUCAGUGUAUACAGUUGGAGCUUGUACUAAAACAUUACAGUAGCCAUAAUUAGUUAUUUUAUUUGCACUUUAUUUUUAUUUUAGUUAAGUCAUACAUUGACAAAUUCUAUAGAAAUUGCAUUAAAAACUAAUUUUUUGGACACUACAGCAUAAAAUGCCAUCUAAAAGGGGAUCAAAAAACCAAAGUGCAAUACGAAGAUCUCGACAUGUAGAAAGCGAGACCAACGAUGGUGAUGAAGUUUCAAGUCAAAGCUCGACCGGUGAUAAUGAAGGUCGCUCUCGUGAAUCUUCUAGAGUAGAACGAGUUAUCUCAGCUUCAUCUAAAAAGAAGCGGCGAAAAAAUGACGAUAACGAAAAUUAUUAUUCCUAUGAGCGGCAGAAGAAAGAAAUACGAAGAAAAAAAGACGGAGAAUCGUCAUACGAAAGUUACGAUUAUGAAGAAGAGGAUAUUUCAGUGCGUAAGCACAAUAAGAAACAUCGUAAACCCGAGAGAGUAAAUAAUUCCUCUAACGGUAGUAUUGACAACAGUAGUGCAUCGAUAAAUAAAAAGGCCCAGAAAAGUAAGAGACGCUCUAAGCAAGAAAAAUCAGACGAAUUGCCGAUCGCUGAAAUUCUGAAAAAAGCUCAAGAACAACAACGCACGAAAUACGAGGAUCCUGUGCCUCUGCCAAAACUCACAACGGAUACCAUUUACGUGCAGGGAAGAAACGGUUUCAAUCCCGUAAAAAUUAUUAGUAAUAGCAAGAACAACCGACAAAGUUCGAACAUGCCACAUCCUUCAUCACGAUCUAGGCCAAUCAGAAUCGCAGUAAUUUUUCAACAGAUUUGGCGCGCAAUUGGCUCUAUUUGCCAGGGUUUACUUGGAGGAAUCGCUUUGUUACAUUUGAUUCUUAUAAAAACUUACUUCAACAACACCGAAGAGUUUAUAAAUAAUUACUCGACAUUUUCGCAGAUACACACGAGCAUAUUUUCAUUUCUGAUGGCUGUAGCUAUAAUUGGAACUUUUGACAAAUUUGAUUUGGGUCAUGUCAGUAAGAAUCAUUGGUUGGCAAUUUUCAAGAAACGCUUUAAAUCAAUUCUUGCGAUACCGUUAUACAUAACUGCAUUUGUCCUUCACCAGAUGACUGCAAAAGUCGAUGAUAAACUGAUGCUAGUUCACUAUAACUCUAGCAACAUCACUUAUCAUCAUCCAGUAGAUAUUUUCAACGAGACCGUUGACUUUAUGCCUGAGGAGAUAAAAAUGUGGAAUAAAUUGACGUUGUCGAAGGAUAUUAUAGCCGUACUGGGUUGGGUCUUCACCUCAGUCGACAAUCAGAAGGAUAUGUUUUUAAGACAUCUUGAAGAAAUGAAUAGUUAUGCAGAAAACGUGAAUAUGCCAACGUAACAAAUCAAUUUUUCAAUUUAUUAGUUGAUACUAAUGUCCGUUAAUUAUAUAAUGAACAACAGGUGAUAAUGUUGUUCGAAAAUGUACAUAUGUGUCUGUAAAUAUUUUAUGUACAAUAAAACUUGAUCGAUUUAUCACACAAAUCAACAUUUAUGUUGAACGUGUACUGGAUUCUUUAAAUGAUGAAAUCGUACAUGAAAUGUACUUGUUAAUUGAAAAAGUAAGAAUAUAUAAUAAAAAUGUAUCUUUAUUUCUUACAAUCAAAUAAUUUGAUUCUCUUUUUGCAUAAUAAUUUCGCUAAUUUACACGUUUAUAUUUUUAAUAUACCAAAACUAUUGUCUAAUUACAGAAUAAGACAUGCAUAGUCUUGAUGAUCAUACCAUUAAUAUAUUUCAAUAUAUUUGUUUACUAUUAUUUCAAUACUGACAAUAAGAAUUUUAAUUCUAAUACUUUUUUACGUCGAAUUAUUCAUUAUAUAUAUAUAUAUACGUUUUUACUAAAGUUAGUAGAUUUUUAAUAAUUAUGAAGGCACAGUAUACAGUUCACCAAAGCUUUUAACUUUGUUACUCUACAUUUAUAAUUGUUUUAUUUUGUAAAGAGAUACUUUUUCGCUUGCUCAUUUGGUAUUAAAAAUUAGUCAGGUAAAAGUAUAAGAAAAUUUGUUGGCAUAAUUAUCGACAUUUGAACAAAGAUUCGUAUUAAUAGAUGAUUUGGAAUUAAAAAAAUUCAUAGUCAUAAAUUGGUAAAAAAAAUUUAAUAAGUAAACAAUGUAUCACUCUCGUAGAACACUCAAGUUUUCUUAAUUCGUUUUUAAAUAUACUCCAGGUACACAAAAUCGAUAGAUAUUCUUUAUUUUUGUAAAUUUACCCUUACAUUGACUAGUGUGCGUUUCUCGUAAUAACUUUGAACUUUUCAUUGAAUGCAUGUACUGCUAGAACAACUGUAAUGUAUACAGAGUUUACAUCUAGUUUCAUAUACUUCCUAUUUU
Messenger RNA from Nasonia vitripennis (jewel wasp), 2485 nucleotides. RefSeq lists its product as uncharacterized. The record is from RefSeq and is a predicted model, not a curated record. Gene Ontology annotation, biological process: cilium assembly. Gene Ontology annotation, cellular component: ciliary transition zone. The transcript is spliced from 7 exons. Bases 268 to 1497 code for a protein of 409 amino acids. Lineage: Eukaryota; Metazoa; Arthropoda; Insecta; Hymenoptera; Pteromalidae.